GCAGGUUUGGCUCGGAGGUUGUGGCAACACCGCGACGGAUCCUGCGCACGUGGCCAAGGUGGUGCCCAAGAAGAAGGGACUGACAGUUGCUGGCACUCUAUUCAAGGCUUGUCCCGGCAAUUACCAAUGCGUGAUGCUGUCAAAAGCAGUCUUCAAGAAUCCUGGAGACAAAGUUAGAGUCAAGGUGACCUUGAUUACAAGCUUGAAGAAGUUUGACUACUACGUCGGCAUCAUCGGUCAUCGUGGCAUUGGAACCUGGUCUGAUGAAGUACACUUCUGCCUGUCGGGAGGCCGUGGGGAAUUCUGCUUUGUGUCACAGAAGUACAAAGAUGCAGACUUCGGCAGUCAAGGUAGUUCAGGAAUGCCAGCUCUGGAUGUUGGAGACGAGGUGAUAAUGUCCUUGACCAUUGGUGAAGAAGAGGAGAGACCCAGGAUUCAACCAGGCUCUAGGCCAGCGACGCAUCCAGUGAUCCUAAAGACCUUCGCCAAUCUUCGGCAAAAAGCUUCUGCCAGUGGCCCUUGGGAGGGCUGGCGCUUGUUCAUCGGUCUCACGGGCGCCACCUGUGCGGUGGAGAUGUUGACGUGA
Molecule: messenger RNA, 586 nt
Organism: Cladocopium goreaui
Lineage: Eukaryota; Dinophyceae; Suessiales; Symbiodiniaceae
Source: the annotation of a GenBank genome assembly